UAUACUUUUUUAUAUUUUUUUCUUACCUUUGAUUCUUUUCUUUCCUUUGACAGUUAACACCUUUUCAGUUUUGGGUUUUUGCUUUAUCAAAGAUUCUCCCAAAAAUUCCUCACAAUUUCUUUUAUAAAAAAGAAAAGUGUUUUCUAUUUGUUUCAAGACUCUUUGCACCACCCCACAUGCAUGUUUUUGGGGUUUGUCUGAUCUGGAUCAGAUCACCAAGAUCUCCAUUUUUUCUUUUCUUUUUUCUAUUUUCAAAGAAAGGGUUAUUUUGUGGGUUCAAGAACUAAAGGGUCUGCCUUUUUGGAUACCAAAUUUGGGUCUUUUUUGUACUUGUACAAGAACAACAACAAGUGUAGGGGUGGUCUUUGAAUACUUUUGAGGCAUGGCUGGUAUUGAUGUUUCGAAAUAUGCACAUAGCCCUGUGCACAAAGCUAUAGUCUUGAAAGAUUAUGCCUCUCUGAGGAAGAUAAUCGCUUCGUUGCCUCGGCUUUGUGAUCCUGCUGAGAUUCAUACUGAAGCGGUAUCGCUUGCUGAGGAAGCUAAGGCUGAUGCUAUUUCUGCUGUGAUCGAUAGACGGGAUGUUCCUAACCGGGAUAGCCCUCUUCAUUUGGCUGUCAAACUCGGUGAUGAGACAGCAACCGAGAUGCUUAUGCUUGCUGGUUCUGAUUGGAGUUUGCAGAAUGAACAUGGUUGGAGUGCCUUGCAGGAGGCAAUAUGUAAUAGGGAAGAAAGGAUCGCGAAGAUCAUAGUUAGGCACUACCAGCCUUUAGCCUGGGCAAAAUGGUGUAGAAGGUUACCUCGGUUGAUUGGGACGAUGAAGAGGAUGAGGGACUUUUAUAUGGAAAUAACAUUUCACUUCGAGAGUUCUGUCAUACCUUUCAUUUCUAGGAUUGCACCUUCAGAUACAUAUAAGAUUUGGAAGAGGGGUGCAAAUUUAAGGGCUGAUAUGACUCUGGCUGGCUUUGAUGGCUUCCGAAUUCAGCGUUCCGAUCAGAGCAUUCUUUUCCUUGGUGAUGGUUCUGAGGACGGUAAAGUCGCUCCUGGAUCACUUUGCAUGAUCUCACAUAAAGAAAAGGAAAUUAUGAAUGCUUUAGACGGCGCUGGUGCUCCAGCGACCGAGGCAGAAGUACAACAAGAAGUUGCUGCAAUGUCUCAAACGAAUAUAUUCAGGCCUGGGAUCGAUGUCACCGAAGCAGUUCUGUUGCCACAAACAACAUGGAGGCGCCAGGAGAAAACGGAGAUGGUAGGUUCUUGGAAAGCUAAAGUAUAUGAUAUGCACAAUGUAGUUGUGAGCAUAAAAUCAAGGAGGGUUCCCGGAGCUAUGACGGACGAUGAAUUUUUCAAUUCUUGCAAUGAAAAUGAAACAGAGAGUGAAGAGUUUGACGAUAUAUUGACUGAGGAGGAAAGAAAGCAGCUUGAGGUUGCUCUCAAGUCGGACUCUUCAGAUGUAAGCAAUGAGAAUGGAGAUGGGAUCAUUGCACAUCGCCAUAGUUGUUAUGAACAAAGGGAUAUACCCGUUGAGGAGAUAAAUGGCUGCAGGAUUGAUGACAAUAAGCAGGAUAAGAAGAGGUGGUUUAACAGCUGGAGGAAACGGGAUAUUAAGCCAGAAGGGGAGAAACGAGUUGUCCCACCUAGAAAUUCAAUAUGUGUCGAGGGGAAGGUUGGCAAUUAUACUGAGGGUUCUCCACCUUUAAAUGAAACUAGGCCAGGGAGACAUUCCGUGGAUGUCAGGGUGACGAGGGAUGAGUUUAGACAAGGAAGAGAUGCAAAGGCUUCUACGUCUAGCAAUGCUGAAAAUGGAAAUCGGCGCAAAGAUGGAGGCCGAGAAAAUGAGUACAAGAAAGGAUUGAGGCCCGUACUUUGGCUUUCUCCAGAUUUCCCAUUGAGAACUGAAGAGCUGCUUCCUUUGCUUGACAUUCUGGCUAACAAAGUUAAAGCUAUCCGGCGGUUGAGGGAAAUGCUCACAACAAAACUCCCAAAAGGAACCUUCCCAGUUAAGGUAGCAAUUCCGGUUGUUCCAACUAUUAGAGUAUUGGUGACUUUCACUAAGUUUGAAGAAUUGCAGCCACUAGAUGAGUUCGAAACUCCUCCUUCCAGCCCUACUGGUUCAGGCAUGGAGAGUCCAUCAGUGUCGCAGCCCUCAAGUUCAUCAUGGUUUCAGUGGAUAAAAGCCCCAUAUCAACGGCCUAGUUCUUCUACAAGCAGUCCAAGUAAUAGGAUCGAAACCGUUCAAGAUCCAUUUGCUGUCCCUCAAGGUUACACGUGGAUAUCAGCAGAAGCAAAGAGAAAGAAAAUGCAGGAAAAGGAAAAGGCGAAGAAAGGAAAGAGUAGGAAACAGUAGCUGAAACACUUGGUUCAUACUAAGACGUGUUACAUUCUUCAUUGGCUGAUCUUGUUUUAGUAUUUUUCGAAAUCUGAUUAAAUCAUUGUGGGUGGUAUAAAAGUUGAAAUUCGCGAUUCUUCCAAAUCCUUGUUAUCAAUGUGGAACAAUUGUUUUUGUUCGCA
Molecule: messenger RNA, 2505 nt
Organism: Lycium barbarum (goji berry)
Lineage: Eukaryota; Viridiplantae; Streptophyta; Magnoliopsida; Solanales; Solanaceae
Exons: 3
Coding region: 383-2341 (652 amino acids)
Cellular component (GO): cytoplasm
Molecular function (GO): protein binding
Source: RefSeq, a predicted model, not a curated record